AGAUGCAAACGAGCAAGAAGCAUGUGGGAGAGAUAAAAGCGGCCGGACCUCGACACUGAGUAUUUAAACACAGUCGCCGAUAAAAACGAACUGAACCGCUUGUGUUGCUUGCCCCCCGCUAUUUUUGUCAGGACCAUGGAGAAUUCCCGACUGUGGCUGAAAGCAGUGGUAGGCUUGGUGCUGCUGUCCAUCACCUCUGGUGCCGAAACGAACGACUCGGUCGAUUUGGAGACGAGAGCGCUGACUGAUUUUUAUCGCAAAGAUCCAAACCUCACAAACGAAAAACAACUUCUGGGAGCUUUGCAAGAAGUCCUGGAAAAACUUCAGAGUAAAAGAGUCCCUGCAUGGGAGAAGAAAUUCGGACAAGUUCCUACGUGCGAUGUAAGAGAGCAAUGCGCUGUUAGAAAAGGAGCGCGGAUCGGCAAGCUGUGUGACUGUCCGCGCGGGGCUAUUUGCAAUUUCUUUCUGUUGAAGUGCUUGUGAAGAACAGGAAUCAAAAUGAAAGUCUGUAGCAAAUAAACACACGCACACACACACACACACACACACACACACACACACACACACACAUAUAUAUAUAUAU
Messenger RNA from Polyodon spathula (Mississippi paddlefish), 583 nucleotides. Its product is annotated as cocaine- and amphetamine-regulated transcript protein-like. Lineage: Eukaryota; Metazoa; Chordata; Actinopteri; Acipenseriformes; Polyodontidae. The record is from RefSeq and is a predicted model, not a curated record. Gene Ontology annotation, biological process: adult feeding behavior; G protein-coupled receptor signaling pathway; cellular response to starvation. The coding region runs from base 136 to 483 and encodes 115 amino acids. Gene Ontology annotation, molecular function: neuropeptide hormone activity. The transcript has 3 exons.